Messenger RNA from Thecamonas trahens ATCC 50062, 1485 nucleotides. RefSeq lists its product as uncharacterized. The coding region runs from base 1 to 1485 and encodes 494 amino acids. The transcript has 2 exons. The record is from RefSeq and is a predicted model, not a curated record. NCBI's taxonomy places the organism in Eukaryota, Apusomonadida, Apusomonadidae.
AUGCUGGACGAGAAGCGUGAAUCGGACGAGCCGGUCGUCCGCGGCCUUUUUCAUGACGAGUACCCGGUCACCGUCCCACCUCCUCCCGAAGUCCGCAUCUACGGCGCAGACACUUUGACUGCUCGCCGGGCAAAGGCCUGCUACGAGCGCCGAGUCGCCUUUGACACCGUCCCGCCCGACAUCAUCGUCACCACCCCAGAUGUGUACACCACAUACCUGUACGUGUUUACCAAUGUCGAGCCCGUACGUUCUCGUGUUCACUACCCGUAUCGUCUUCGUCUUUUGCCGUUUAGCCCGGCCCCAUGGCCGGGGUGGGAGCUGCCGUACGACUUUGGCGACAUCAUCUCAGCAAAGUCCGAAGCCUCGUUUGCGGCAACGAUGGCCGAAGCGGAGCAGGAAGGCAGGCUGUGGCCCGAAGACAAGACUCCAUCGACGCUCAUCAUUGUCCGUGGCCAGUUUAUGGACAAGCCUGAGCGACUCGAGUCAUUCAACCUGUUGGCCAUGUCUAUGCAUGACGUCGAGAGCCACGACAUCGCCUUUGUCUACGACACCUCAAUUGACGUCACGCCGGAGCGGCUCGAGGAGUUGAGUGUAAGCUAUCCAUGGGCAUUUGGCCCAAAGAGCAAGGUUAUACGCCGCGGCUCGGACAUCAGGGCUCUCUUCUCAGAGUGUAUGCCCAAGCUCAACCUCGACACCCUCCCGUUCACCCUUGCUGGUUCGCCAGGUUGGGUCUUCUCCACCGAGACCUACAUUCCCUUCAUCUUUGGUUGCGCUCCUGACUCGACGUACGAAAUCGAGCUGUUUGAGCGUGAGUACGACUUGUUCUGGACGUUGGAGCUCGACGUCACCUUUACCGGCGCUGACCCAUGGACAGACUUUUUCAAGCGGGUUGAUCUCGACGUCGUCGACCACGGCACUGGUCUCCGCCUUGACAAGCCUGUCGACUUGAUCACCAUCAAGCCGCUGCGGACCACGGCAAAGGACGGUGCAUACCUGUACCACAACACGUAUAUUGAUGGCCCCAUGUUCCGCUACGCUCAGCUCAUCGUGGUGCAGCGGGCCUCGCGUGCUCUGCUCGAGCGCAUCUGGGCUGACGCUGUCGACUGCGGCUUCGCCGGCUACUGCGAGCAAUCACUGCCGACAGCUUGCGGCUUCUGGGAUGACUGCUACGCGGCUUCGCUCUCGCCCCACACGAACCCCAAUAUGAUCUUCUCUCCGUAUCAAUGCGCCGUUCAGGUCAUGCAGCGCGCUCUCGAUGAGAUCACCCAGGCUAGCCAGGGCGUCCCGGCUGAUCAAGUGGCCAACAUCGAGCGGGCGGACCCUGAUCAGUGCGCUGAUGCUGCACGCUACCACUCAGACUACGCAGUUUGGCUUCACAAGUCUGAAGGAUACUCACGCGACCAUGCCAUUAGCCUCAGAAAGGCAUGGUAUGACUUGCACAAUGUGCCUGAAGACAAGCGCUACGAUGUGGGUACAUUGGAGUAA